ACCACGCGAGUUCCGUCAAACUCCAGAAGUCCAAAUCUCGUGUUGAUUUUCUAGUGCCGGUUUCGACAGCUGUUUAUUUUUGUGUACCGUAAAAUGGCCCGUUUGCUACAGCGCCUUUCCGGCGCAUUGCAAAAGUUAGAGUAUUACCUGCUAGGUGGAUAUGGAUUCCCACCAAGUAACGGAGGUGCGCUCGCGUUGGCCUGUUUGGACAAUGUGCCGCACACUACGCCUAGAGCGGAACCGUUUUCGCUGCGCGAUCUGCUCGGCGAUGGUAUAUUGUGGGCCGUGCCCAAGCACCGGCGUACGGUGGAGAAGCGACAUAAGCGCAAGUACGGCUCGCCGGACUACAAGCUGAAGAUCUUUACACCCAAAACCCAUCUCCGUACCUGUGCCAACUGCGGUAGUGACCACGAAGUCGGUGUACUGUGUCCUACCUGCUACCGGCAAGUGCGCACCGAAACCGAAUUGAUGCAGGAGAAAAUUCAAAACGAGCUUGGCCUCGAGCCGGUCGACAAGGAGGUCGUAGUGCUUUACGAUCGCGAGAAAGUGGAGCAUGCGGAUGAGUUCUGGCAGGGCAAACGCAUCGUCGAAAUGGAAAAGCCGCGUCCACAAUGGUUUAGUAAAAAUUUGCUUCAAACAACCACCGAGCCGGCUUCUGAACCCGAUGAGCUGAAACCGGGCGCGGAAAAAUUGGGUUAGGCGUCUUUUUAUCCGCAAAGAUUAUAACAUAGUUGGGUAAGCUGUAGACCAUUUAAUUUCCUUUCGCACACCAAAAUAAACAUC
Messenger RNA from Anopheles cruzii, 783 nucleotides. RefSeq names its product 39S ribosomal protein L32, mitochondrial (gene mRpL32). The transcript is spliced from 3 exons. NCBI's taxonomy places the organism in Eukaryota, Metazoa, Arthropoda, Insecta, Diptera, Culicidae. The coding region runs from base 94 to 699 and encodes 201 amino acids. Gene Ontology annotation, cellular component: mitochondrial large ribosomal subunit. The record is from RefSeq and is a predicted model, not a curated record. Gene Ontology annotation, molecular function: structural constituent of ribosome. Gene Ontology annotation, biological process: translation.